Molecule: messenger RNA, 1153 nt
Organism: Erigeron canadensis
Lineage: Eukaryota; Viridiplantae; Streptophyta; Magnoliopsida; Asterales; Asteraceae
Product: LOB domain-containing protein 36-like
Exons: 1
Coding region: 1-990 (329 amino acids)
Source: RefSeq, a predicted model, not a curated record
AUGUCUUCAUCGAGUUCACCUUGUGCUGCUUGUAAGUUUUUACGGCGUAAAUGUACACAAGAAUGUGUGUUUGCGCCUUACUUUCCACCAGACCAUCCUCAAAAGUUCGCGAAUGUGCACAAAGUGUUUGGAGCUAGCAAUGUGACUAAAAUUCUCAAUGAACUUCCAGCUGCCCAAAGAGAAGACGCUGUUAAUUCUUUAGCGUAUGAGGCUGAGGCACGGUUGAAGGACCCAGUUUAUGGCUGUGUUGGUUAUAUCUCGAUUUUACAGCAGAGGUUGAAGCAAAUCCAGACGGAUUUGCAUUCUGCAAAACAAGAAUUGGCUACUUAUGUGGGACCGUCUGCUAUGCUGCCUACUUUGAGUCCAGGGUUUAUGUCACAAUAUCAGAAUAUGAAUAUACAGCAGGGGCUAGUAGGACCAAUUGGCCCGGUUGGACCUGGGACGCCUUCUAAUGUGCAGCCCAUAUUGACCCUUCAAGGACCCGGAACUUCCCAAAAUGCUCAGCAUCAUCAGAGGCUAUAUGAGGUUCAGCAACAGCAACUGGCCGUUGAAGCUGCUAGAGAACAAGAGUUUUUAAGGAACCUUGAGCAACAACAACAACAACAACAACUGCAACAUCAGCAACAACUGCAUCAACAGCAACUAGAGCAACAACAACAACUUGAGCAGCAACAGUCAAUUGAUUUAAUGAGGUUUAAUAGAGGUUUUGAUGGUGCUGGACCAUCUGGGCAAGUGACUGCUAGUGGGUUCACUCAUUUGACUGGCCCAGGACCCAUGUCUCCCUCUUUAGCAUUGGGUGGUUCAUAUGAUGACAGUAACAAUAUGUAUCAAAUCCAACAGCAGCAACCGCAUGAAGAACAGCUGUUACAACACCAACUCUUGCUACAACAACAAGCUCAGCCAAUGCUACAGCCACAACAACCGCAGCAGCCACAGCAACAUAAUGGAGAUAUUAGUCAGGAGGACAGGAGCAUUGGUCCGUCGAGCUGAUGACAAAAAUUGGAUAUGCUUGGAGCAAAUAUUCUUUCAUAGAUUCGAAGUACCAACAAUUAGGCAUUUUCAUUUCUUGAUAUAUUCAUAAAUGCAUUAACUUUUUAAACAGUUGCACACACGAUUCAAUUUGAGCUAUUCAUAUUUUAGCUUUUUUGGAAUA